This is a messenger RNA of Mangifera indica (mango), 905 nucleotides long. Its product is annotated as PITH domain-containing protein At3g04780-like. NCBI's taxonomy places the organism in Eukaryota, Viridiplantae, Streptophyta, Magnoliopsida, Sapindales, Anacardiaceae. The record is from RefSeq and is a predicted model, not a curated record. The transcript is spliced from 8 exons. Bases 104 to 637 code for a protein of 177 amino acids.
AAUUUCCCGUCAAUCUAAAAAUUAUAUAAAAUCUUUGUCAAAAUCCAGCUUAAACAGUUCUCGAGUCUCUACUUUUUCCUCUUCCACGAAUAAUUCGUAAGCCAUGUCUGGUGAAUCGGCCAACUCAAUUCAGAGAAGCCAAGUUGAUCUAUUGCACUUCAUAGAUUGGUCUGGAGUUGAAUGCCUUAACCAAAAUACUGCUCAUUCUCUUCCCAAUGCUCUUAAACAGGGUUACAGGGAAGAUGAUGGAUUGUGUCUGGAAAGUGACGCAGAUGAGCAACUUCUGAUUUAUAUUCCUUUCACUCAAGUCAUUAAACUUCAUUCGUUUGUCAUCAAAGGACCUGAAGAAGAAGGUCCCAAGACUGUGAAACUUUUCUCAAACAGGGAACAUAUGGGAUUUAGUAAUGUCAAUGACUUCCCUGCAAGUGACUCAGCUGUCUUAACCCCAGAAAAUCUCCAGGGAAAACCUGUUGUCUUAAAGUUUGUCAAGUUUCAGAAUGUUCGUAGCUUGACAAUAUUUAUUGAGGACAAUCAAGGGGGUUCUGAUGUUACAAAAGUUCAGAAGAUUGCCCUGUUUGGGACAACGGUUGAAACAACCGACAUGAAGAGCUUGAAGAAGAUUGAAGAUGGCCACUGACCCUGAAAAGAACGAAUGAAUGUAUGAACGAGAACCUGUAUGCGUGGUGGCUUGGAAGCAUUUUUAAUUUUUCUCAUUUGCUUUAUCCUAACUUGAAUUAUUUCUGAAGGAUAAACCAGUUUGUUGCGUCAAGAAAAGUGUUUUUUUUUUUAUUUUUAAAAUUCUGGCAUUUGACACUCAGGUUCUGUUGUGUUCUUCAUAUUGUGAAGUUUGAUCACAGCGAACUCAAAGGGAUUACAAUACAAAUUUGAGAUCUGUUGAGGGAAAA